AGUACCUCAGUUAACUAGCUAGCUUAUUGAUCGAAAGCAGCCAAUGAGCCAAGCAGGCACGUACGUACGCUGAUGUCGGGCGCACUUGCACCACCGGAACCGACCGCCGCUGGCGGAUCCGAGGAAGAGAUCACCGUGGAGGUGGCCUCGCCGCGGGUGGAAGGUCAAGUUGAGGAGCCACGGGCGGUAGACACCAGCUGCUUCUCGUGUCCGGUGCUGCUGCUCCCGGCGGCAUCAUCCUUGGCCAAAGGCACCCAAGUGCUGCUCGUCCAGUCGUCCACCGCUGUCGACUCGUCGCCGGCCGGUCUCCAAGCUCUGCUGGUCCCGGCCAACCGCGACAGCACCGACGCGCCGAAAGAGCAGGCGAGGGGGGGCAACACCUGCAGGGCCGCCGGCCCGGGAGCUCCGUGGCUGGCUGAUGGUCCUGGCCACCGUGAUCGCCUCCAUCACUUACGCCCCCGGGCUCAGCCCGCCCGGCGGCAUCCAGGACGGCAACGGGCCCGACAGCCCCAUGACGCCCGUGCUCCACGCCGCGAGCCUUAGUAGGUACACGGCCUUCUACUACAGCAACACCGCCGCCUUCGCGCUGUCGCUCUCCAUCGUCGUGCUGCUGGCGAGCCAGGACCUGCGGAGGUCCUCGUACGUGGCGCUCGACGUGCUGGCGCUGCUCAUUGCCUACAUCGUCGGCUCCACGUUCGGGUUGAAAGAGCUGGGGGUUUGCGCUGGGCUGGUGCUCAUCGUGCCGGUGGCCCUCGUCGUCAUGUCGUCGCGUGUCUGUGGGAGAUACUUCUGGGAUGAACUCUGAUCAGAAGUUUGUACCGUCGUUCACCCCCAUGUAUUAUAGUUUACACUUUUUCUUUCGCGGGGCAUGUAUAUGCUUCCUACGUUAUUUAGCUGAGGAGAUCAGUCACAUGUACUAGAGUACUAUGUCUUGUUUUCUCCGACCUAGAGCACUCUUUUUUCAAUCGUACGAAGAAACUCCGUGAAAAACCCAAGGGUAUGGUUGGUUACAUUGAUUAUUGCUGGUAAACCGUGCCUAGACACAUACUAUUAG
Molecule: messenger RNA, 1054 nt
Organism: Brachypodium distachyon (stiff brome)
Lineage: Eukaryota; Viridiplantae; Streptophyta; Magnoliopsida; Poales; Poaceae
Exons: 1
Coding region: 419-805 (128 amino acids)
Source: RefSeq, a predicted model, not a curated record